UUACGAGGUAUAAUUAAGUCACCCGAGCAGCGGGAGAGCAAUUAAACAUUUGCUGAUACGACUCGACAUCAGCUCUUAUCAGCGUUUGUUGUUGUUUGGGCAACGGCGGAUGCCAUCAAUAUAGCUGGCAAUACAGCUAGUUGUUCAGUGUAUUUCAAAAAGCGUUGAGGAAACAACAACGAGGCGAGCUAAAGCUGAAAGCAAAACUAAAGAUCGGAAUUUAUCAACAGUGGACAAAAGAUGUGGACGACGCCACUGACUAUGCUACUCUGCGCCAGCUUUGGCGUUGUGGAGGCGCAGAUUGCUUACACAGGUCACCUCUCCGAACUGCGCAUCAAGGAACUAAGCCAGCUGGCAAUGCGCAUGGAGCACUCCAUUAAUGCCAAGAAAUAUGCUUGCGACAGCUACUACGAUCACGUCUGCAGUCGCAAUCGCCCACUCUUCUCGGUUAUGGGUCACAUGCCGCCCAGCAGCGAUCUUAUCCAGCUGCUAACCAAGCUGCAAAACGACCCGGAGCAAUUCGAAGCGAAGCAAAAGCUGAUCGACUUUUUCAUAUCGUGCAACACACUGAAGUCUUUGCAGGACUGCUACCGCGAAACGUUUGAGUACUUCAAGCCGCUCUUCGGCUACAUAAUUACCAAAGAUCUGGUCGAGGGCAGCUCGCAUGAGUUGCGCGACUUUCGCGAACUAAUCCAACGUUUUGUGGACCGUAGUAAAUCGGUUUUUGGAACCGAUUCCCACCCAUUGAGGAACCGACUGCAGACGUAUAAGGAGAAGUUUGCCACACCCAGUAUAUAUUUCUAUGCCGGCGACCUAAAUCGGGAGUACGCCGGUCUGCGCAUCUAUAGGGAGAGCUACGAGCACAAUUUGCGGAACAUUGAACAGCAUCGCAAACGCAACUCCACUUUCGAGCUGGGUGUGCAGCGGACGAUGCUCGACUGGAGCUUGUAUCUCUAUCAAAGUCGAUUCAAGCCUAUGUCUUAUUUCUAUCCCACGUUCACGGUGCAUCUGUAUAUGACAAUGUUUAACAUAAGCGAGCGGCAGCGAGACUCAACUCACUUCCGGGAGGAGGUGGAGUGCCUUAAGCUGCCUCAGUACGUUAACGUCCUGAGUGAGGCUCGUAUGCUGGCGGUCAUCUAUCUAAAGAGCUUCAGGCACACCUGGCAGGAGUAUAGCGAUUGGAUACAGUCUUCGACAAAGCAUCGCGCGAUCUACGACCAAGAAAACGAGAUCCUUCGACACUAUCAGUUAAGCAAUAAGCGCAUCUUCUUCACUCUCUUUGCCCAGAACUUUUGUGAGUUUGGCAAAGAGCUAGCCGAGCACGUAUUUUACCUGGGCCUCAAAGAAAAUACCGACUUCUUCAAUACCUACUCGUGCGGUUAUCAAACUGAGAUCACCAGAAAUUGUGUUUGAUAUAAUGGCUAAUGUCAAAUGUUUUCUCUAAGCCAAGUUAAAUGCGUAAAUUUGUAACUAAAGGUUUAAGUACAUAUUCAUAUUACGAUAAGGUCUGUGGACAUACAAUUUAAUAUAUAUAAGGUCUGUCGA
Molecule: messenger RNA, 1545 nt
Organism: Drosophila hydei
Lineage: Eukaryota; Metazoa; Arthropoda; Insecta; Diptera; Drosophilidae
Exons: 2
Coding region: 241-1413 (390 amino acids)
Biological process (GO): proteolysis
Molecular function (GO): metalloendopeptidase activity
Source: RefSeq, a predicted model, not a curated record